AGUUACACAAUUCGCUGAGUGUGUCUUGCCCACUCUCAUUUUGCUGGAGCUGCCGCUCUCGGCGCACCCCGACCGGCUCUCUCCCUAAACCCACACGAUACCGGCAGAAAAGCCCGUCUGAUUCUCUGGGUCUUCUCUGCUCCUGUUGCGAUCCUUCAUUCAACUCUUGGGUUUUUAACCCCCCUGCACCUUCUGAGGAUGUCUGGGGAUUACGGCCAAAACGAUUUACAGAUCGAUUCAGAAUUUCGGGCAAACGACUCUCACAAACAUAAGAAAGACAAAGAACAUCGUCACAAAGAACACAAGAAAGACAAAGACCGGGAAAAAUCCAAGCACAGCAACAGCGAGCACAAGGACCCCUCUGAAAAGAAGCAUAAAGAUAAACACAGAGACGGGGAGAAGCACCGAGAGCGAGACGGCGAGAAGCACCGCGAAAAAGAAGAGAAGCAUCGGGAAAAGGAUGGGGAGAAACAUAAAGACAAGCACAAAGAUAAGGACCGAGAGAAGAAAAAGGAAGAAAAGAACAAAUCCUCUGGUGCCAGCGUAAAAAUUAAGAAAGAAAAUGGCUUUUCCGGCCCACCGCAUAUUAAGGACGAGCCUGAAGAUGAUGGCUUCAUCAUCUCUCCCAAAGAACAUACCAAGAAGAUGAAAAGACCAAAAGAUGAGGAGGAUGAAUUUGAUUACAAGCCCAAGAAAAUCAAAGCAGAAGCUGAUGUCAAAAAAGGAAAAAAGCGGAAGCAAGAAGACGUGGAUGUCAAGCCCAAGACCAAAGGUAAAGGACACGAGGGAGAUGGGAAGAAAAGGAAAGUGAAGAAAGAGGAGGAGGAAAAGUGGAAAUGGUGGGAGGAGGAACGGCAUGCUGACGGCAUCAAGUGGAAGUUCCUAGAACACAAAGGCCCGGUGUUUGCCCCACCGUACGAACCUCUCCCAGAUAAUGUGAAAUUUUACUAUGAUGGUGAAAAGGUAAAGCUUAGCCCCAAGGCAGAAGAGGUUGCCACAUUCUUCGCUAAAAUGCUGGAUCAUGAGUACACUACAAAAGAAAUCUUCAGGAAAAACUUCUUCAAGGACUGGAAAAAGGAAAUGACUGCAGAGGAGCGGAAUCUGAUUGUCAGCUUGAACAAAUGUGAUUUCAAUGACAUGAGCCAGCACUUCAAAGCACAGUCUGAAGCCAGGAAACAAAUGUCUAAGGAGGAGAAACAGAAAAUCAAGGAGGAGAAUGAGCGGCUGCUACACGAGUAUGGCUUUUGUGUGAUGGACAACCACAAGGAACGCAUUGGUAACUUCCGCAUUGAGCCUCCGGGUCUGUUCAGGGGUCGAGGAGAUCACCCCAAAAUGGGCAAACUGAAGAGGAGAAUUAUGCCUGAGGACAUCAUCAUCAACUGUAGCAAAGACUCAAAGAUUCCUACUCCUCCUCCUGGUCACAAGUGGAAGGAGGUCCGCCAUGACAACAAGGUCACCUGGCUGGUGUCUUGGACUGAAAACAUCCAGGGGUCAAUAAAAUACAUAAUGCUGAACCCAAGUUCCCGUAUCAAGGGUGAGAAGGACUGGCAGAAAUACGAAACUGCCCGCAGGCUGAAGAUGUGUGUCGACAAAAUCCGGAAUACCUACCGGGAAGACUGGAAGUCCAAAGAGAUGAAAGCCAGACAGAGAUCAGUGGCCCUCUACUUCAUUGAUAAGCUUGCCCUGAGAGCCGGCAAUGAGAAGGAGGAAGGAGAGACUGCGGAUACCGUGGGUUGUUGCUCAUUGCGCGUCGAACACAUAAAGCUUCAUCCCGAGAUAGACGGCCAGGAGUACGUGGUAGAAUUUGAUUUCCCCGGUAAAGAUUCCAUCCGCUAUUACAACAAGGUGCCUGUGGAGAAAAGGGUCUUCAAAAAUCUGCAACUCUUUAUGGAAAACAAGCAGCCUGAAGAUGACUUAUUUGACAGACUCAAUACAACCAUCUUGAACAAGCAUCUCCAGGACCUGAUGGAAGGACUCACAGCCAAAGUAUUCAGGACAUACAACGCCUCAAUUACCCUACAGCAGCAACUUAAGGAACUAACCAACGCGGAUGACAAUGUUGCUGCCAAAAUCUUGUCUUACAACCGUGCCAACCGAGCAGUAGCCAUUCUGUGUAACCAUCAGCGCGCCCCUCCCAAAACCUUCGAGAAGUCUAUGAUGAACCUCCAAGCAAAGAUUGAUGCUAAGAAAGAUCAGUUGGCAGAUGCCAGGAGAGAGUUGAAGAGUGCGAAAGCAGACGCCAAGGUGAAACGGGACGAAAAGUCUAAAAAAAUGGUGGAGAGCAAGAAGAAAGCCAUACAAAGGAUAGAGGAGCAGCUGAUGAAGUUGGAGGUUCAAGCCACAGACAGAGAGGAGAACAAACAGAUUGCUCUCGGAACCUCCAAAUUAAACUACCUGGACCCGCGGAUUUCUGUAGCUUGGUGCAAAAAGUUUGGUAUUCCCAUUGAGAAGAUUUACAACAAAACCCAGCGAGAGAAGUUUGCCUGGGCUAUUGACAUGACAGAGGAAGACUAUGAAUUUUAAUGCAUGCGUGGAAGAAUGUGACUUAAGUUUUUAGGAUUAAUUUUAACUUUAUUUUAUGCCUGGAUGUAGCCUCGGAAAAGACUCAAGAGUGCUGCGAGCCUUACGUUUUACCUAAUUUAUUAUUUUAUUUUUUUUAAUGGGAAGGGGAUAUGCAGCAAUUAAGGGGAAGAAGAUCACUUGUGAAAAAUAAGGUUACGUUUAACAUGAUAGAAUGACUCUGGGUGAAUCUUUCGAAAACAAAACAAAAAGUCCCCUUGCUGCCUUUUAGUAUUGUCCCAUGGACAAGAAUAUAUACAUAUGUACAAAAUGGAAAUACCUGAAAUAGUGAUUGCAUUAUUUUUUUUUGUUUUAAGAGGGGAGGCUUGCACCAGGCACAUGAGAAAAAAAAAUGUAAAAAAAAAACUGUAUAGGAAGAAAAAUAAUGAGAAAAAAGAGGAAAAAGCAAAAAAAAAAAUAGAAAAAUUUUUAACAUUAAAUUUUGCAAUAACUUCUAUUUUAAUAAA
Spea bombifrons (plains spadefoot toad) is the source of this 3026-nucleotide messenger RNA. It is a transcript of the gene TOP1, whose product is annotated as DNA topoisomerase I. The transcript is spliced from 21 exons. The record is from RefSeq and is a predicted model, not a curated record. Gene Ontology annotation, cellular component: nucleolus; chromosome. Gene Ontology annotation, biological process: DNA topological change; DNA replication; chromosome segregation. Gene Ontology annotation, molecular function: DNA binding; DNA topoisomerase type I (single strand cut, ATP-independent) activity. Lineage: Eukaryota; Metazoa; Chordata; Amphibia; Anura; Pelobatidae. The coding region runs from base 199 to 2523 and encodes 774 amino acids.